Molecule: messenger RNA, 3711 nt
Organism: Nelumbo nucifera (sacred lotus)
Lineage: Eukaryota; Viridiplantae; Streptophyta; Magnoliopsida; Proteales; Nelumbonaceae
Product: protein TPLATE-like
Biological process (GO): endocytosis
Source: RefSeq, a predicted model, not a curated record
CUAAUGUAUAUACCCUCCCAUUCAAAAAAAAAUGUAUAUACCCGACUAGGUUUUGUGCAAUCUAGUGUCCAUCUGUACUCCUCAGCAUUAGUGCAGCGCGCAAGAAUCUUAUUACUGUGACUCUGUCAAUUCCAUAAAUGGAUAUUCUCUUCGCCCAAAUCCAAGCUGAUCUCCGCUCGAAUGACUCUCUCCGCCAGUGCGGUGCUCUUCUUCAAGCUCUCCAACAGUCCGCAGCCGGUAGAGAUAUUUCCGUCAUUGCCAAAUCUGCCUGUGAAGAGAUCGUCGCGUCUCCGGCCUCUGCCGUCUGCAAGAAGCUAGCUUUCGAUCUCAUCCGAUCGACACGACUCACCUCCGAUUUAUGGGAAACUGUGUGCACUGGCAUCCGAACAGAUUUCGACUUCCCCGACCCUGAUGUCACUUCUGCCGCUGUCUCCAUUCUCUCUGCAAUACCAUCUCAUCGUCUUGGUAAGCUCAUAUCAGACUGCAACAGGGAGAUAUCGAAUUGCUUUGAUUCUCCCAGUGACAAUCUCCGCUACUCGAUUACCGAAACACUGGGGUGCAUUCUAGCACGGGAUGAUCUUGUUAUUCUCUGCGAGAACAAUGUCAAUUUGCUGGAUGGGGUCUCAAAUUGGUGGAGAAGGAUUGGGAAGAAUAUGCAUGACCGAUCCGACGCAGUUUCAAAGGUUGCGUUUGAGUCUGUUGGGAGGUUGUUUCAGGAGUUUGAUUCAAAAAGAAUGAGCCGUUUAGCUGGGGAUAAACUUGUUGAUAGUGAGAAUUCGCUUGCCAUCCGUUCUAAUUGGAUCUCCUGGAUGGUUGAUUUUAUCUGGAAGAAGAGGCAUGCCUUGAUGGCGAGGUCUUUGAUUCUUCCAAUUGAGAGCUUUAGGGUUACUGUGUUUCCACUUGUUUAUGCAGUGAAGGCUGUGGCAUCUGGUGCAGUUGAUGUUUUUCAGAAGCUCUCCAAAUCUUCUGGAAAUGCUAGUAGUAGCGCGAAUAUGAAGGAUUUGGGUAAUGCGGAGAAGGUUGUAGGAGUUUCAGAUGUGGUUACGCAUCUGGUGCCAUUCUUGGCGUCACUGGAUCCAGCCUUGAUAUUUGAGGUGGCAAUUAAUAUGUUGCGUCUAGCUGAUGUGCCUGGAGGUAAGCCUGAAUGGGCUUCAGCAUCAAUCAUAGCAAUUCUCACUCUUUGGGAUAGACAAGAGUUCUCUUCUGCUAGAGAAAGCAUCGUUAGAGCUGUUGUAACAAAUCUACACCUCCUGGAUCUUCAUAUGCAGGUUUCAUUGUUCAAAAGGUUGCUUCUUAUGGUCAGGAACCUGAGGGCAGAGUCAGACCGUAUGCAUGCUCUAGCAUGUAUAUGUCGCACAGCCUUAUGUGUUGAUCUUUUUGCAAAGGAGAGUGUCCGAAGAGGGCAAAAACCCCUUCGUGGUACUGAUAUUGCUUCACUUUUUGAAGAUGUGACAAUUAAAGAUGACCUAAACUGUGUGACGAGUAAAAGCUUGUUCAGAGAAGAGCUAGUUGCUUCACUAGUGGAAAGUUGUUUCCAAUUAUCUCUUCCUCUCCCUGAGCAAAAGAAUUCUGGUACAGAAAGCAGAGUAAUUGGAGCUUUGGCCUAUGGAACUGGCUAUGGAGCAUUGAAUUGGACUGAGCCAGCACUGGAAGUGGUGGAAGUUUGUAGGCCUUGUGUUAAAUGGGACUGCGAAGGACGAACCUAUUCUAUUGAUUGUUAUCUAAAGUUGUUGGUGAGAUUGUGUCAUAUCUAUGAUACUAGAGGAGGUAUUAAAAGGGUUAAAGAUGGUGCUUCUCAGGAUCAGAUUCUAAAUGAGACGAGACUACAAAAAUUGCAGCACGAGCUUGUUAAAGAUUUGCGUCAGAUAAACACCCCGAGAAUAUCUGCCCGCCUUAUAUGGGCUGUUGGAGAACAUAUCAAUCUAGAUGGUCUAGAUCCACUUAUGGCUGAUGAUCCUGAGGAUCCAUUGAACAUCAUCAUAUCCAAUAUCCACAAAGUAUUGUUCAAUGUAGAUUCAUCUGCGACCACUUCAAAUAGGCUCCAGGAUGUGCAGGCAGUUCUUCAAUGUGCUCAGCAUUUGGGAUCAUGUCACCCUAAGGCUGGGCAGAUGUUGACUAAAGAGCUGGAAGAUUUUAGAAAUAAUGGCCUUGCUGACUCUGUAAACAAGCAUCAGUGUCGUAUUAUAUUGCAGAGACUAAAAUAUGUUGCAGGCCAUCCUGAAAGCAGGUGGGCUGGAGUUAGUGAAGCCAGGGGAGAUUAUCCAUUCAGCCACCACAAACUCACUGCUCAGUUUUAUGAAGCUUCUGCAGCUCAGGACAGGAAGUUGGAAGGACUGGUUCAUAAAGCCAUUCAGGAGCUUUGGAGGCCAGAUCCUAGUGAAUUAACUCUUCUAUUGACAAAGGGCAUUGACUCUACAUUCCUCAAAGUUCCUCCAACUGCAUAUACUUUGACCGGUAGUAGUGAUCCUUGCUAUGUUGAAGCGUAUCAUUUGGCAGAUUCAAAUGAUGGAAGGAUCACAUUGCACCUUAAGGUUUUAAAUCUGACAGAACUAGAACUUAAUAGAGUGGACAUACGGGUUGGCAUAUCUGGUGCACUAUAUUUCAUGGACGGAUCUCCUCAAGCAGUGCGGCAGUUGUGUAACCUUGUAUCACAGGAUCCAGUAUUUUGCAGUGUGACUGUUGGUGUCUCCAACUUUGAGAGGUGUGCCCUUUGGGUUCAAGUAUUGUACUACCCCUUCCACGGAAUUAGUGCCCGAGGGGAUUAUGGUAACGGUGAUUAUACUGAAGAUGAUCCUCAAUUCAUGAGACAAAAAUGGAGCUCAAGAACAGAAUUUGGAGAACCUGUAGUCUUGAGGUGUCAACCUUACAAGAUACCAUUAACUGAGGUUCUUUUGCCCCAUAAAAUCUCACCUGUUGAAUACUUCCGCCUAUGGCCUAGUUUACCUGCUAUUCUGGAGUACUCAGGUGCAUAUACCUAUGAAGGGAGUGGUUUCAAAGCUACUGCUGCACAGCAAUAUGGAGCUUCUCCAUUUCUGAGUGGUUUGAAAUCUCUUUCUUCAAAGCCUUUCCAUAGGGUUUGUUCUCACAUUUUCCGAACAGUGGCUGGUUUUCAACUAUGCUUUGCUGCAAAAACUUGGUAUGGGGGUUUUAUUGGCAUGAUGAUCUUUGGUGCCAGUGAAGUGAGAAGAAAUGUUGAUCUGGGAGAUGAGACAACAAUCAUGAUGUGCAAAUUUGUAGUCCGAGCCUCUGAUGCAUCAAUCACAAAGGAAAUUGGAUCAGAUUUGCAGGGAUGGUUAGAUGACAUUACAGAUGAGGGUGUCGAAUACAUGCCCGAAGAUGAAGUGAAGUUAGCUGCUGUGGAGAGGCUAAGGAUCUCAAUGGAACGAAUUGCAUUGCUCAAAGCAGCCCAACCACCACCUCAACCUACAAAACCUACAGAAGAAGAGGAAGAGGAAGCAGAAGAAGAAAAAAAAGAAAGGAAAGAGAAAAGGAAGGAAAAUGGUGAAGAAGAUGGUAAAUCCAAGGGUCCUUCAACCCUUUCAAAGUUGACAGCUGAGGAGGCUGAACAACAUGCACUUCAGGCAGCAGUGCUGCAGGAAUGGCAUAUGCUUUGCAAAGAGAGAGAGGGAUAAAAGAUUAUCAUCUAAGUUUUCUUUCUCUUUUUGCUGUCAUUCAGACGGAUUUGGCUAUAUUUCUUUGUAUUCUCUUGCC